Messenger RNA from Aspergillus uvarum CBS 121591, 2227 nucleotides. RefSeq lists its product as uncharacterized. The record is from RefSeq and is a predicted model, not a curated record. The transcript is spliced from 3 exons. Bases 299 to 1993 code for a protein of 564 amino acids. Lineage: Eukaryota; Fungi; Ascomycota; Eurotiomycetes; Eurotiales; Aspergillaceae.
CCUCCUUCUUCCCCCCAAUUUGUCUACAUGUGUACUAUUCACAGCUGCAUGACCCCCAUUGAUUGAUCAAUUGAUCGCUCCGCCUCUAUCUAAUUAGUGCUGUGCAAUUCGGCUCGGAUAGCUUUCUUCCUCUCCCUUCCGCACCUUAUUCCCUUACAUUUGACUCUCUCUCUCUCUCUCUCUUCCUUUCUGCUUGGGUGGCGUGCACAUGCACACGAACCCCCCGGUACCUUACAGAUUAUCUCCUCCCACACUUGCACGUCGCUUUCCUGUGUGAUCGAUCGACUUUCCCGGCAUCAUGUUUGGGUGGUCUGGUUCGCUGGGCCUUCCGGUGAGCGCAGCACCGGAGAAAGAGCGCUGCCCACCGUCUGCCCCCACACAGCUCGACUUCCCUGUUUACCACGUCCCCGAUCUCGCAGAAAAUGGGUCCAAAACCUCCUUGGCCAGGCUCAACGAAGUGCUAGCCUCCAUCCGACGGCCGCAAGAUAUCAACCCCCAGAAGUUCGAGGCCUUGAAUCUGAGGCUGGAAUCAGAUGUCCCUGCCGCUCGCAUUGUCCGUCAAUCGGGACCGAAAACGGCCCCUCCACUACCAUGGGAAAAUAUGUCGGCCAGAUCCUCCCCGGUAGAUGAAGAUGGCACUCCUAUUUUGAUGGACAAUGAGAACCCAUACCCCUCUCGAGACCGUUUCGAACUGCUACAGAGUGAAUUACUGCUCGAUAACGAUGACGCAUUUAGAGAGGUGGCUAGACUGCCUCCUCAGGAAGGACGGGAUCGAGUUAGGGUCACACACACACGAAAGUUUUGGACGGGAUUGGAGCGCAUGGCUCAGUACUGGGAUACCAGCUUGGAUGAUUACUUCGAGCGCCCGGCCUCUCCGCCACCUAAUGAGGGCGAUGAACACAUGCAGAUGGACGAGGAACCACAAGCAUUGAAAUAUCCUGACGUUCCAGAGAUUCGCAUGGAUGUGGACGGUGGGACCCCGGAAGAAGAACUGGCAGACACCCCGUCAGGUUCUCGGGACCCGGAACCAGAGAUUGUGACUCGAUACAAAGGUCGUCGUAUCGGCUCAGGGAGUGAAAUGCCGGAAGAUGCGCGCGACGAAACCAUUCGAGCAUUGACGGAGAUGGCUGCCUGGCCCUUUGGCUGUCAGGUCGCCCUGCCAAUUGCUCCCCCCAAGUUAGUCGCCAAAACGGUGCUCUUCCCAGUCCGACAGACCUUUGUGGCCGCUCGAUCUCCCAAAGAUCGACAGCUGGCCCGUAGUGGUGUCAUGGAAGGGCCCGUAUUCACGGCCCAGUGUCGACCUGAAACUUCAUUUCGAGGACCCGAAGACACCCCCGGUGAAAGCGUCGGCGAUGUGUGUGAUCUGCUCCGCGAAGUGGGUGCCAUGCUCCUGACCGCACAGGAACGCGCCCGACAGGGAGCCACUGAAGUCAGACCAGGGGAAGGUCAGUGGUGGACGACAGUGCCGCGGUGGGGUGGUGCGCCAAAUCAUGCUGAUGGCGAUGGUCAUGGGCAAGGUGAAGAUGAUGCGUCUUCAGUGGAGCUGGGAAAUGCUCGCAAGCGUCAUCAAAUUGAGCAUCCGUUCCUCGCAUUGCGUCGGCCAAGCUUGGUCCGUAAACUGAGCAACAAUUCCAAGUGGAAGAUCGUGGAGCCUGGUCCCAGUCUCUGGGAUAGGCGGAUGAGGUACAUCCAGAUUGGGAAGCCCAUUGAGAGUCCCUUCGAUGAUAUCUAUAUGCUAUCAUCUAUCAACCACCAUCUUGCAAUUCUGCACCUGCGUGUACAUCGGCGAUAUCUCGAAAUGAUUACCCACGGGCGCAGCGACUUCCCACCAGUUUCCGACGGUGACCAGCCAUGGCAGGUUCUCCAGCUACGACGGACCAAGUGGUACGAUUUGUUCGACGCCGAAGAUCGACUUGAAGUGUUCAAGGGAAUCUGGGGCACCUUUCAUUAUCUUUUACGGCAACAACCGUCCCCUUUCCAACAUCUCAACUGAUAAAUGUUUUCCGUGUGUGCAUUUCUAUGAUAUCCAGAUCUAGCCUUCAGAUCUAGCCUUCUCUGCUCUUCAUUUCUCGUCCAUACCCGGUCAAAUUUGACGAUGGACAUUGCGACAGCGUUUAUCUGGACAGAUGUCUUAUCAUGACCCCCUUGCAUCCUAUCAUCAUAUAUAGAUGGCAAGACUAUAGACACCGAUAGAAAGCAUACAAAUUGUCCCUAUGAUAUUUUUUGA